UUACCUGGGGACAUAAUGAUUGGAGGGAUUUUCCCAAUUCACGAAGGAGUGACUAACUUAUUAGAGCGUCCUUAUGCUGAUGGGUUUAACUGUACAGGGCUGGAUCUGCGUAGUAUUUCCGAUGCCCUUGGCAUGAUCUAUGCUAUAGAAACAAUUAAUAAUUCGACUGCUUUGCAGGGGAUAAAGCUGGGAUAUGAAAUUUAUGAUUCAUGUGCAGAUGGCAUGAAAGCAAUUCAAGCAACAAUGAAGUUAAUUCCAGAAUUUUCUGCCAAGAAAAACUCAACGGAGUGCAAUUACACAGACGUUAUACCUACUGUCAAAGCUGUUAUCGGAGAGGAGUUUUCAGAAAUCUCUAUUGUAAUUUCAAGAAUUUUGAGCACUUAUUUUAUUCCUCAAAUAAGUGCUGCCUCAACCGUUGAUACUCUUAGUGAUCCAAUGAGAUACCUUUCAUUUCUACGGACUGUUCCAAGUGACCAACACCAGACACGUGCGGUGGUGGAGCUGAUCAGGACAUUUAAGUGGAAUUGGGUUGGAAUUAUUACUAGUAAUGAUGAUUAUGGACGAUCUGCUCUAGAUUUUCUUAGCCGAAAUUUCCUGGACUAUGGAAUAUGCACUGCAUUUAGCGAUACUAUUCCAACGUACACAGGGGACCCGGGUUUUCAGAAUAGCUUAAGGAAUAUAAUUAGUGACCUUACCAGUAAAACAACUAACGUUGUUGUUGUGUUUGCCAAACCUCAAAUCGUUAGUAGCAUUCUUGCAGAAGCUCUCAGAAAUAACAUAUCUCGUACAUGGAUUGCAAGUGAUGCCUGGAUUGUAUCAGGACUAGUUUCGACUGUUGAGAACAUAGAAAAUGUGGGGGCAAUAAUGGGAUUUACUUUCAAAGGAGGUUCAGUUCCCGGAUUUGUGGAAUAUGUAAAUAACAUUUUUCCCAUUAACCCUGAAGCAACCAAUGAAUUCCUUGAAGAAUAUAAAGAGUUAAGAUUUGGUUGUACAGAUGAAUACAGACAAUAUCUGCAAUGCAAGAAUUCAUCUUCUACGAACUGCAAUGUUCCUGUUUCAGUGCAAUAUAAGUCACCUAUGGCAUGCAGCAAAGAGAAUAAUUCUGUAGUCAAUGAUGACUACCUGGCGAAGAACAUAGAAAAUGGUACAUUAUACUCAACAUCCCUAGCUGUUGCCGCCAUAGUUGGGGCACUGAAAAAUAUGAUAUGCAAAAAUGGAAUAUGUGACAAGAAUCUGCAAAUCUCACCACGUCAGCUCCUCAGUGAACUAAAGAAAACCAACUUUUUCUACAAUGAUGACAGGUUCCACUUUGAAAGCUCUGGUGAGGUCUUGCUUGGAUAUAACUUAAUCAAUUGGCAUGCAUCAGCCAAUUCUACAGACUUUAAGAUAAUUGGGGAUUAUGAUACUUUGAAUCAAAGACUACAGCUGAACAGAAGUCUUCUUUCAUGGAACACUGUCGAGAAUUUGGUUCCAUUUUCUAAUUGCACACCGAUAUGCAGUCCCGGAUAUUAUAAAGAACAUUCAUUAAUUUCUUGUUGUUAUAAAUGUCUUCCAUGUGCAGAAGAUUACUACUCCUCCAUGGCUGAUGCAACAGAAUGUAAAAAGUGUCCUUCCUGGCAAUGGUCAAGAAAUGGAAGUGAUCAAUGUACAAACAGGACAAUUGAAUACUUUGACUGGAAAGAUCCUUUUGCGAUUUCUCUGAUGACUCUUGCAGCCAUUGCGUUUCUACUUGUGCUAAUCACAGGGGUUUUGUUUAUUCAUCACUUAGAUACCCCAGCAGUUAAAGCAGCGGGGGGCCACUACACGUUCCUAAUGAUGAUAUCAUUACUGGUCAGCCUGGUGAGCAUUGGGUUUUUCAUAGGAGAACCUACUGAAACUCUCUGUAAAGUCAGACAACCUCUUUUUGGUAUCAGCUUCACCAUUUCGGUUUCUUGUAUCUUGUUCAAGUCUAUACGAAUCCUUCGGGCAUUUGAGUCAGCCUCAAAAGCACAAAAAGUUGUAACAUUAACCUACCAGCCGGUGGUUAUUAUCAGUGUAUUAACUGGCAUCCAGAUUUGUAUUUGUACAAUGUGGCUUAUUUUUAAAGCCCCCUUUUUUAAUGAAAUUUCUACAAUACCUCAGGUUUUACUGUACCAAUGUAAUGAAGGUUCAUAUGCAGCAUUCAGUAUCAUGCUUGGCUACAUUGGGUUCCUUGCAUUGAUCUGUUUCAUUCUAGCUUACAGAGGCAGAAAGCUUCCUGAGAAGUACAAUGAGGCUCGAUGCAUCACCUUCAGCAUGCUGGUCUAUAUGUUUGUGUGGAUCCUCUUUAUCCCAAUCUAUAUAAAUUCCACUCGAAUCUAUACCUCUGCUGUGCAAACUCUUGCCAUAUUGGCUUCUAUAUAUGGAAUUAUAUCCUGUCACCUUCUACCGGCUGGAUAUAUUAUAUUGUUCAAGAAGAAAAAUAAUAAUAGACAAAGAUACGUAGAAAGCAUCUGUGCAUUUUACAGAGCAAAGAGAAGGAUACUAUCGAAUCACAAAAAGAAGUCCAAUCAUACAAUCAAAGUAAUUCCAGCUAAUCACAUCAUUGCAUGCACUCCGUCACCCUCUUCAGAGGCAAGAAAAAGGAGCAACAGCUUCUAG
Messenger RNA from Bufo gargarizans (Asiatic toad), 2619 nucleotides. Its product is annotated as G-protein coupled receptor family C group 6 member A-like. The transcript is spliced from 6 exons. Gene Ontology annotation, biological process: G protein-coupled receptor signaling pathway. The record is from RefSeq and is a predicted model, not a curated record. NCBI's taxonomy places the organism in Eukaryota, Metazoa, Chordata, Amphibia, Anura, Bufonidae. Gene Ontology annotation, molecular function: G protein-coupled receptor activity. Gene Ontology annotation, cellular component: membrane. Bases 16 to 2619 code for a protein of 867 amino acids.